AUGGAAUAUUUAAUGUGUUAUUUUCUAUUUAUAAUUUUUGCUAUUAUCAAUUGUAAUUCAUUUGCUGCCGGACAAAAAACGGCGUAUUCAGAUGUAUCAGGCAACUAUAAUUACGAUGAUGAAUUUAUCGAAUACAAUUCAUUUGAUCCGAUUUGCACGAGAACGAUGCACCAAACCAGAUACAAACCGAUAAAAUCAAAUUACAUUUAUUACGAUGUACCAGAAGAAACAUUUAUCGAUAAAUAUCCGGCGGUUAAAUAUAUUUCAAAACCGUUUAAAAAAUAUUACGCGCCAAUAAGUAGAAAAAAAGAAAUGAGAUUUUAUCAAUUAUUACAACCGGGUGAAAAAUUCCAAGAGGAAAAUCCAAUCGUUCCUCCAUCACCUCACACAAAACCCAAAGCACCGGCCAUACAAAUUUACGUCGAUGACCUCAACCUUCCUUUUCUCGGAGGAUGUUCUCCUAACUUGCUUAAAAUUCACAUGAUCGACACGAGAAAAGCAGGUUGUGGUCCACUCGUCGAUAAAAGUAUCCAUCGUCUUUUACGCAUGCCUCUUCCGAAAAAAUUAGAUGGGGAUACUAAAAUGAUAUUUGUGAUCGAUUCAAAGACUAAAACCACGAAAAAGUAUACGGUCGUGUAA
Pediculus humanus corporis (human body louse) is the source of this 639-nucleotide messenger RNA. RefSeq lists its product as uncharacterized. The record is from RefSeq and is a predicted model, not a curated record. Lineage: Eukaryota; Metazoa; Arthropoda; Insecta; Psocodea; Pediculidae. The transcript is spliced from 3 exons. The coding region runs from base 1 to 639 and encodes 212 amino acids.